AAGUACGGGGGGCGGUUGUGUCAUCCGUCUCACUUUUGAUUUGAUUGAUGUGGUACAUGACAAAUAUAUAUGUUGACUAGUGCAUGCGUGUGUGUUAAGCCCCGGAUCUUCUUCAGUCCUUAAUACGCCCCUGCUGAACACAGGUCUGUGGAACAGAACAAAUGUUAAUCUCGUCCAGAAGGUGGCGCUAGCGCACCUUUACGCUGGUCACGGACCACCGGAAGCAGCAGAAACCGGAAGCUGCUAGCAGAGCUAGCUUGUUGUUGUUGUGGUGUGUGAGGAGAAGAUUUGAGGCUCUGCAGUAAAAACGUCUUCACUUCAGUCUCUGGGAGAGUUGAUCAGCUAAAGCGACUAACUGCUGCUGCUGCAGAAAUCUUCUCACCAGGCUGUGGAAACUUUCUUCUCCUCCUCAACAACUUGGUGGAGUUCUUUCCAGAAGCAGAGAAGCUAUUCUGCGGUCUUCGUGACAAUCGGAGCUCCAGAAGCAGGUGAUGGGUGAGAAAAGCUUUUCUCUAGACUUCCUGCCCUCUGGAUCUGCUGCUGUUCCUUUGGCCUCUCUGAGAAACGCGCUCGUUUUGCUGCUUUCAUCAGACUGAAGAGGUUCCCUCUAUCAGACUCGCUCAUCUGAGUUGGUCAUGAUGCAGGAUCGCUGCUCGCUCUCUCAUCCAUCCUGCUCACACUCUCCGACGGAAAAGGCCCGAAUCUGAAUGUGACUCUGGAGGAAAAAGCGGUUAGCUCUACUCCGUGAACUCUGCUGUUAGCUAAACACGGCUAAAGAAAACCUGCUACCACUUCAGGAUCAUCCAUCAGCUGGGACUGCUUCAUCAGCAUGGACACAGAUGUUCAACAGCUGGUGCUGGUUAAAGAAGGAGCUCCUGAUGAGGACCAGCAGGACUCGGAACACCUCCACAUAAAGGAGGAACAGGAGGAACUCUGGACUAGUCUGGAGGCAGAAUGUCUCCAUUUUAAGGAGGAGACUGAUGCUGCCAGGUUUCCAGUCACUGCAGUUUCUAUAAAGAGUGAGGAUGAUGAAGAGAAACCUCUGAUCUCACAGCUUCAUCAGCAGCAACUAGAAGACAGAGAUGUUCCAACCAGCAGCUCAGCUGACCAGAUGGCAGCAGAAACUGGUGGAGGAGCAGAGAGUAGCAGGAUCCCAGAUCUGAACCCUCAUGAACAGACUUAUAAUUCUUCAGAGACUGAAGUUAGUGGAGAUGAUGAAGAGGAUGAUGAUGUAAAUCUAGACUCUGAGCUGUCAGACUCUGGGUCUGAAACUGGAGACGAAUACAAUGACUGGAAUGAGAGCAGGUCUUCUGAGUCAGAUGGUAGGACUGGUAACAAAUCCUUUAGCUGCCCUGAGUGUGGUAAACAGUUUCUCCACCAGUGUUCUCUCCAGAAACAUGUGAGCGUGACCGGUCAUUCAGUAAUAAGGUCUUCAGGCUGUUUGGUUGGUAAAAAGUGUGUUAGAAUGAAGCAACAUGCAGACCCAGGCAGGAAAGCCCAGGAAGAGCUCAAAUCAUUUAGUUGUGACAACUGUGGAAAAAUAUUUAGAACAAUAUCAUAUUUAAAUAAACACACGAAAGUCCACACAGGACAGAAACCUUUUGUCUGUGAGCUCUGUGGACAAAGAUUUGGCCAAAAGAACACGUUAAACAGGCACAUGAGAGUCCACACAGGACAGAAACCUUUUGUCUGUGAGCUCUGUGGGCAAAGAUUUAGCCAAAAGAACACGUUAAAAAGGCACGCGAGUGUCCACACAGGACAGAAACCGUUUGUCUGUGAGCUCUGCGGACAAAGAUUUAGCCAAAAGAACACGUUAAAAAGGCACGAGAGUGUCCACACAGGACAGAAACCUUUUGCGUGUGAGUUAUGUGGUCAAAGAUUUAGCUGUAAGAAAACUUUAAACGAUCACAUGAGAGUCCACACAGGACAGAGGCCUUUUGUGUGUGAGCUCUGCGGACAAAGAUUUAGCCAAAAGAACACGUUAAAAAGGCACACGAGAGUCCACACAGGACAGAAACCUUUUGUCUGUGAGCUCUGCGGACAAAGAUUUAGCCAAAAGAACACCUUACAAAGGCAUGCCAGUGUCCACACAGGACAGAAACCUUUUGCCUGUGAGUUAUGUGGUCAAAGAUUUAGUUGUAAGAAAACUUUAAACGAUCACAUGAGAGUCCACACAGGACAGAGGCCUUUUGCUUGUGAGCUCUGUGGUCAAAGAUUUAGCCACAAGAUAACUUUAAACAGGCACAUGAGAGUCCACACAGGACAGAAACUUUUUCUCUGUGAUCUCUGUGGACAAAUAUUUAGCCAAAAGGCACAUUUAAACAAGCACAUGAAAGUCCACACAGGAAAGAAACCUUUUCUGUGUGAUCUCUGUGGACAAAUAUUUAGCCGUAAGACAAAUUUAAACAAGCACAUGAAAGUCCACACGGUACAGAAAGAAAGAAAACAAUCUUUUUUUUAGCGCCUCUCAAGAUAGAAAUCACAUGGCACUUGACAAGAACAAAAAAUAUAUAAAAGAAAAACUUUUUUUUAAUAUAAAAAUGACAACAGUAAAAAAAAUGUUCAUAUAAAAGGAUUGGAAGGGUUCCCUCUACAUGUAGGGUAGAUGUAUGUGUAAUUGAUUGUGGCACUCCGCCACCACAAAAUUAAAGUCGCCCCACAGUUCCAGUGACGUGUUUUUUAUAUAUUCCCCUUGUUUCAAUUUCUAGGCAUCAUUUGCCUUUCUUGCAAACAUUUCCCUUAUCAACUCCAGCCAGUGUGAGUGACGUCACCACGCACAUAACGUAGCUUACACGUUUACUCGGCUGGAGACAUGGCGCCUAAGCAGCAGAAAUGCUCAAAAGUUUGGUUCAUCUUUACGAGAAAGGUUGACAACAGGGCAACUUGCAGUACUUGCAAAGUAGAUAUCUAAUCAUAGAAGGAAACACUACAUACAUGCAAAAGUAUUUAAAUGUGGUAACUUAAAGUUAUUGUGUUUGGACUCGCUCCUGACUAGUGAAUGUCAACGCAGCACCAGCAGUGACAUUCGCACGUCCUCUCCUGUUAUUACUGCAGGUAACUGAUCAACUAGCACUGCCUAUCGUGUUGGCGUUAUUUGUCUUUAAACUCCCCCCCCCCCCCCCCCCCCACACACACAC
Molecule: messenger RNA, 3137 nt
Organism: Nothobranchius furzeri (turquoise killifish)
Lineage: Eukaryota; Metazoa; Chordata; Actinopteri; Cyprinodontiformes; Nothobranchiidae
Product: gastrula zinc finger protein XlCGF26.1-like
Source: RefSeq, a predicted model, not a curated record